ACAGCGUGGGGCUGGCACAGAGCGGGCACCGGCACAGAGAGCAGCCCAGUCCCGUACAGCGCGCACCGCUGCCCGCGGCACCGCGCGACGGCUCCGCUUCCCCCGAGGGCAGGAGAGCACCACCAGCUGCAAAACUGCCAAACCCCCCAUUCCCCUCCCCAAACCAUUCCUUGAUGUGCCUGGGAUAUCUGCCAGUUCCCUUAUAGGGAUCAUUCACCCGCCAUCCACUUCCUCCAUCCUCUCCUACUCCCAGCAUCUUCACCAUGGCAAAUAGGAAAUUUCACCUAGAAGCCUAAACCCGUAAGAGUGGGGAAGCCCUGGCUGCCAGCUCUGCAAAAGGACAGGCAGGGAAUGUGCUGUGUCUUGAAACCUUGGGCAGCUUGUGCUGCCUGCACUGAGCAGCUCCUGGGAGCUGGGGAGACAGGAAGGAAGGGCAGGUCUUACAGGCUGGAUCCUUCCGUGUUUUACAGGGUCAUUCUCAUUUUGGUGGGAUGGUGUUUUGCUCAGUAUUUACCUGCCUACAAAGUGUUCUUUCCCUGGCUCUUCGGAUUAUCUUUGGCAGCAGCAGCAGUCCCACAGUGUGGGGAGGUCUGACAGGGAAACCCAGCUGUCUUUUUCUCAAUCAGCUCCUUCUUCUACUGCUCAUCAAAAUUUCCCACUUCACCCCUGUAAGUGCAGUGAUUGCUGGCAUUGGACCUGAGCAAGCCUGCUAGGCGAUUUUUAUGCUCCCUUCAAACUCUCAGCCCAUUCUCGGAUUUCACUCCUUGAGCUGCCAAAAAACCACUGAGGGGCUUAAAGAAUUACAAAGGCAGCCAGGAGACUUUGACCCACGGAGCUGUGGCCAUUCUCUCUUCAGUGACUAAAUGUUAAUCCCAAAGCGUUCAUAAGCAUUCUAAAGCACCAGAUCGAUCUUCCCCCAGCCAGCAGGAAGGCAAAGCCAGGGUCCCUGCAGUGCUGGGGGUCAGGGAUGUGAAGAAUGAGCUGUGCAGCACCUGUGCUUCAUCUCCCAGUGUCCUGAGCCACACCAUUUCCUUGGCACAAAGCUGAUGUGUGCAUUGCCCUGCAAGAAAACUGUUCAGGCCAAGUGUGCUUUAUUGUCCUUCAGCUGCAGGAUCUGCCUUGAGUGUUUGGAAGCAGGUCACCUGCAUCCCACCUGUGAGACACAGAACCCUGGCUUGCUUUUCUUACAGGCAGCUGCCUGGCCUGCAGGGACAGCUGAGGGCAGCACAGCUGUGUGUGAGAGGCUGGCUGCUUUUGUCUGCUCUGGACAGCUUGUCCAGGCUUAACCCCAGCCAGCAGCAAAGCACCAGGCAGCCACUGGCACACUCAGUCCCCUGCCAGCCCCAUCAGUAAUGGAAUCACUAGAGCUGAAGUGAAAAACUUGUGGCUUGAGAAAUAGAUGGUUUAGUAGGUAACCAAAAGCUCUGCAUUAAAGGAAACCAAAAGAAGGAAUUAAUUCACUCUUUUUCUAAACAUAAGUUUUACAAUGUUCAAAAUAACCAAGUCAAGCUUUCUUCUUUUUUUUUUUUUUUUUUUUUUUUUUUUUUUUUUUUUUUUGUUCUGCCCUUUAUUAUUACAUCUGAGUGAAGAUAUUGGCUUUAAUACAGGAGAACACGUCAUAAUGAAACUGAAAGUUGUUUUUGAAUUCCUGGAAAUAGAAUUGAAACUUUUUUCACGGGCAAAAUAUUUAGGUUAUACAGUAACCUAGUUAAGCUUUCUGCUCUCAGAGCUUUCUGUCUGCACACCCUGACAAGGGAGCACUGUGCACUGUGUGAGGGCAGCAUAUGGACCUCUCACAUCUCUGCUUCAUCAUUCAAUAAAAAGAACUGGCAUUAUUUUAUCCGAGGAAUUGUCUUCUUGUUCUUGAGAGCUGCAACAUUUCAUGGAAUGCAGAGGUUUGCAGAUGUACUUGGCAUCUCUUUGCAGUCAGGGUGAGGUUGCUCAUCAUGGGCUGCCUUUCCUUGGAGCCUGGUGGGUGCAUUGACAGGAUUUGGUGGAACACAGCCCAAACCAUAAGGAGGAGCAGCACAAUUCAUCAUUUGCUGUAUUUUGAGCCUUUGUAGGAGCUAUUGGCAAAGCCCAAGACCUGCAUUUGUCAUGGAAUAGAGUCAAGGCUGUUUUUCUCCCACGACUGGAGAGAAAUAUCCUUGAUUAUGGUCAGGGGCAGGGGCACAGCCUGUCCCUAAACAGAGGGGCUUUUGUAGACAUUUCAAGCACCUGGAUGUGGUGCACAUCAGAGGAUGAAAACCUGGGCUGAUUCAGUGCUGGCCAGGGAAGCCUCAGCAUCGUGCAACCUGGUCCCCUUGUCUGUGUUUGUGGGUAGGGUUAACAUCAAUCUAAUACAUGAGCUUUUUGCUGCAAAGUCUUUUGAAUUUACCCGAGGGCAUUUGGGAUCUCUCUGCAGCAUCCUCUGCCAUUUUUAUUAGCAACUUACAGACUGGUAGACAAGGCAGGUUUUAAUGAUGAUCCAGCAGUUGUUGUUCUACAAGAAAAUGUCCAGAGUAGUGAAGGGCGCAGGGUCCUGGCUGUUGCCCAUCAGUGGCCUGGAGGAUAACUCGGGGAUAGUGUCCCCACAUUGAGGUGGUGGCCCCACUUCCUCGGCAACAAGAUCACGUUUACCACUCCACGGGUGGUUUUGGCACAGCCAUGGGGGCGGGGGGGACUUGCCGCUGCACGGGAUGGGCGCCAGACACAUAUCUGCGGGGGCAGAAAGGGCGGUGACCUCAGAACGAUAGCGAAAUCGCCUCUAAAAACUAUUUAUAGCGGGAGCAGCGGGCCGGGAUCCCGGCCCCGGCAGCAGCGGGCCAGGCGCUGAGGUGAGCGGAGCUCGGGGGCUGCGAGCGGGCGAUUCCCGCAGGACGCGGCCCCUCCAUCCGCACGGGCCGGAGGUGCCCCAGGGCCCGGGCAGGGCUGGGCCCCGCGGGCAGCCCCGGGCAGCCGCGUCCCGGCAGCGGAGCGGCCCCGAGCCGGCUCCGGCCGAGCGGGGCCGCCGCUCCGGCAGCCGCUGCCCUCGGCGCCGCCGCUGACACCCUCCGUGCCUGCGCUGCCGGCAGCUGCCCCUGCACAGCCCUCGCCUCCCCGCUGCGCUCUGCCCUGCGCUCAGCCAGCCCGGCGGAGCCCGCACGGCCCCACCCAACCACCCCGAGAUGGGACAGGACAAUUGCAAACCCCAGCCCGGGGACCUGAUCGAGAUCGACCGGCCUCGUCAUCAGCACUGGGCGAUCUACGUGGGGGAUGGCUAUGUCAUCAACUUGACACCUGUAGGUAAGCCGGGCCUAAAGCCGGGAGCCCACACAAUGCCAGUAUUCAUCAGAAAGGUGAAGAAGCAGCGACUGAAGAAGGUGGUGAAAAAUCAUAAAGGGCAUGUCAACAACAAGUAUGACCAUUCAUACCCUCCUCUCCCAGUGAAGGAGAUCAUUCAGCGUGCUGAGAGUUAUAUUGACAGGGAGUUGAACUAUCCUGGCUUUGGUAGCAACUGUGAGUACUUUGUGAUAGAGCUUCGAUAUGGAGAAGCAGUCUCUGAGCAGCUGAGGGCUGUUAUACGUGAAGAAGUGCGCAUUCUUGGUGUGACAGACAACAAGGACGACCCCAGCCUUGGGGACCUGAUCGAGAUCCAGCGACCAGCGUACCAGCACUGGGCCCUCUACCUGGGGAAAGGAUAUGUCAUCCACGUGACUGGUGCAGAUGAAGCAGCCUCAUCCCCGUCAACCAGCAGUGGGUCAGUAGUUCUCAGAAGAGCCAAGGUGAAGAAGGAGCUCCUGAAGGAGGUGGUGAGAAAUGAUGAAUGGCAUGUCAACAACAAGUAUGACUGCUACCGCACUCCUUUCCCUGUGGAGGAGAUCAUCCGGCGUGCUGAGCAAUGGAUUGACAAGGAGCUGCCAUAUCGUUUGUUCCUCAAGAACUGUGAGCACUUUGUGACAAUGCUUCGCUACGGAGAUGGAGUCUCUGAGCAGGCCAAGACAGCGCUUCAGAAUAUUAAUUCUGUUUCUUCUGCAGUGAUGGCUGGGAUAGGAGCUGUCAGUCUUAUGGCUGUGGCCAGUAUUCCUGUGAUUGGUCUUCCUCUUGUGGCCGGUGCUCCCUUUGUUGUUGCUGGUAGUGGUAGUCUUCUUGCCUGUAUUGGUUUAUCUUCCAGCAAUGUUGCUCAUUCCGUCACUUUUGGCAAAUUUGAAAAGGCGGGGAGAGAUAUACUAGAACGGAGUUGCUGUUAGGAAGAGCUCAAGCAGGGCAUGGAGUCCCUGGUCACUGUUUAGCUUUUGCCACAAGUGUAAUGAACACUUAUUAGCAACUGCUGUGAUAAUUAAUUCAAAGACUUAUUAAACUGUAAAUAUCCAAAUUCA
Molecule: messenger RNA, 4337 nt
Organism: Passer domesticus (house sparrow)
Lineage: Eukaryota; Metazoa; Chordata; Aves; Passeriformes; Passeridae
Exons: 5
Coding region: 3147-4208 (353 amino acids)
Biological process (GO): N-acylphosphatidylethanolamine metabolic process
Cellular component (GO): cytoplasm
Molecular function (GO): A2-type glycerophospholipase activity; glycerophospholipid phospholipase A1 activity
Source: RefSeq, a predicted model, not a curated record